AUGAGGGGUGUGCUGCUGGCCGCCCUUCUGGCUUUGGUCUUGGUGCCCAGGGCCCGGGCCGCGUGGCUGGGGAGGCUGGACCCUCGGAAGCUCCUGGGGUCCUGGUACAUUCUCGCCGUGGCCUCGGGGGAGAAGGACUUUGUGGUGGAGAAGGCCACAAAGAACAUCGAGGGGGUCGUGGUGACCCUCACGCCAGAGAACACCCUGAAGAUGCUGUCCUCCCGGCACAGGCUGGAGAGGUGCCACCUGCAUGCUGUGGAACUGGUGAAACAAAAUUCCAGAUGGGUGUUCGGGAAUCCCUCCCUGGGUGUGCUGGAGUACCGGGUGCUGGGCACCAACUUCAGGGACUACGCCAUAGUGCUCACGCAGCUGGAGCUCCAGGACGAGGCCUUCAGCACCGUGGAGCUGUACAGCCGGACGGAGCUGGCCAGCCAGGAGGCCGUGGGCCUCUUCACCAAGUGGAGCAGGAGCCUGGGCUUCCGGUCCCAGCAGCAGGCCAAGCUGCAGGAGGACCUCACCUGUGCACACAAGGUCUUCCAGAGUCCCUCUGGCCCGGAGGUGGGAGCUGGGCUGGAGGCAGCUGCUCCUCCCGCAGGGCUCACGACGGCCCCGGGCAGGCAGGAGGCUGGUCCGCUCAAUUUGGAGGAAGACCCUGUGAUCUGGAUGAAGUUCCCGGCAGAGCACAAGCCAUCAGGGGAGGUGGGCUGGGAGCAGGGUGGGGACUGCCUCUCACUUGAGGACAGGAGGCCCAGGAGCCUCCCUGUCAGGUGCAAUGGCUCCAGGGGACAUGUGGUGACCGGAGGCCCAGGAGGUGACCUCGGGAUCAUCAUGGUCUCCAUCUUUGGGGCAUCCCAGGGCAGCAGCUGUGCCGCUCCGAGGGCCGAGGGCUGGCUCGCGGCUGCAGGCUGGCCGGACACCCACGCAGGGCUGGUGGCCUGGGACAUUUAA
Molecule: messenger RNA, 948 nt
Organism: Eubalaena glacialis (North Atlantic right whale)
Lineage: Eukaryota; Metazoa; Chordata; Mammalia; Artiodactyla; Balaenidae
Gene: LCN6
Product: lipocalin 6
Exons: 10
Coding region: 1-948 (315 amino acids)
Molecular function (GO): small molecule binding
Source: RefSeq, a predicted model, not a curated record